AUGGCCUGUGCUGCUCCGCCCUCCUCUCCAACAGGUCGAGCGGCCGAGGUCGAGACGGAGAUUGAGGACAAUGGUGCAGACGACGAGGACGAAGCCGAGACUGGGUUACCGGUCGAUGAGGUAGACGAGGAGGUGGUGGAAGUGGAUACAGUCGAGACCAUCGAGAGGUCUGCCAACAUGCAGCAUCCAUCCGCUGACAGAGCAACUCCCUCGGAGAGUUCGACGGCACGAACUGCAGACUACAGCGUGCCCGAGCAGAGCAAGGAGGUCUGGAAGCAUUUCGGCUGCAACACCGAGGCCGGACGCAUGCUGAGGAAGCUGUAUAAAGGAGCCGGCAGCCGCGAACUGGGAUCGAAGAUCUCUUACCCUCAGCUGGCAACCCCAGCAACGCGCUGGCAGCCCCCGCCAAAAGCAAAGCCGACAGCUCCGAAGGCAGUAGUCCGUGUGCCUCGGGCAGCAGCGCCGAGGCGAGACAUGGACGACCCAAGGCAAUGGCCUGCACCUCCCAUUCCUUGCAGGAGACCUGCUCGUGAGAUCUUCGCUGAGCUUGAGGCGGAGGAGGCGCGCAGACGCCGUGCUCAGCCCGACCUUCCAAAAGGCAAAGAUCUGGACCAUGAGAAGCAGAACCUGCAGGACCGAUUCCGCUACUGUGGCGGCCGAAUGCUGCCCAAGGGCAGCAUGGGUUAUGUGGAGCCUGGCAGCGUCCCGCCAACGGGCGGUGCUGCAGAGGCGGCGACGCGUCGCGAAGACCGGCGAAGGUUUGAUGAGAAUGGUUUCGACGGCGAACAGCGGGAGAUUUUUGAAGAUCUCGUGGGGGCCGUGCAGCGCAAGCAGGCUCGCCUCGCCGUCAUUGAUGACGAGCAGCUAGCGGAUCCCAAGCCUAGCAAGGCGAAGACAGCUCGCAACAAGGAGGCGUUGGAGCUUCGGAAUGGUAUCGAGCGUGAUCUCAAGGACAUUGAGACCCUCAUGAGCUUAGCCGAGGGGCAAGCGCACAAGGUCCCUGUCCCUACUCCAGCUGCCAGCUACGCGCCUACUGCACCUGCGGCCCCGACCCCUGUCUAUGGCGAUCAAGUUAAGGAGCGGGUCGAGCAGUUGCGAGCUCGACUACAGCAGAGCGGGUACUCCCUGGCACAAGGUUUUGCUUUCUUCGACCAAACCGGAGGUGGAACCUUGGACCGGGCAGGUUUCAUGAAGCUCUUGGAUUGGGUGCAAGUGGCGAUGACCGCAGCCGAGCAAGAGGCACUAUUCCAGCGUUGCAGCGCCGGACCUGGCCUCCUGAACUACCGCGAGGUGGCGAAUCAGUUCGACACCUCAAAGCAGGAUGCGAAUGCCAAAGUGAGUCAGCUGGCAGCUUGGUGGAGGGAGCACAACGCGAAUUUGGCUGACCUUUUUCGUUUCUUCGAUGCCAAUGGCGACAACAUGUUGGACAAGGCCGAGUUCACCUACCUCCUGCAAACAGCCGAUCCCUACAUGCCUGAACACAUGGCCCACACCAUUUUCGACUUGUCAGCCUCCAGGGGCGGCGUUGGGUAUGCAGACUUCACCCGCAGUUUCGGCAUUACUCCGGAAAGCUUGCCGGCACCUGCCCCGACACCUGCACCAAGCCCAUGGCUCACAGCGCCCGACGCGAAUUCGCUGACUUCUGUGGCCAUCCAGUCUCCAGCAGUACGGGCAUUGGCGAGUCGCAUCCGGGCUUGGUUGGAACCAACGCUCCUGUCCAAGAGCCUGGGCCUAGAAGGCCUGGGUGGGGGCAGCCGACGCGGGAAGCUCACGAAGCCACACUUCGAGCGCCUUUGCUUAGCUGUGGAGCCUGGCUUGGAGGCCCGCGAGCUGCUCAGGCUCUUCGGGCAGGCGCGAGCAACGCAGGCAAUACCGGGACAAAGCCUCCCGGAAGAGAUCGACGCGGCGGACUUUGUACAGCGCUUCGGGCCUGACAGCCCCGAGCCUCCCCGGUCCCCGGGGCAGGACAUGUGGGCCCUCAGUGCCUUGCGUCGAAUCGCGAAAGCAGCGAGCGCUGCUUUGACAGGGCCAGAACAGGUCUUUCAAAAGUUUGACAUGGAUGGAAACGGCUGCCUCAGCUCCUUGGAGUUCGAGCGCUUCUUGCGGACCCAGGAGCCCAACCUGAGUGAGCAAGACGUGACAUGGUUGUGGCGGCUGGCGGAUUCGGACCAAGAUGGCCAAGUUAUGCUUCACGAGUUCGUGUCGGCACUGCGCCAGUUGCAGAUUGAAGCUGAUCGCGCCCAACCGAACACCGAACCGAGCAAGGACCAGGUGAUCGAGGUGAAGGUGGCCCAGCUGGCACGCCUGCUGCACAAACGUGGCUACAGCUUAGAGAAGGCUCUGAGCGUGUACGACCGGAAGAGGUGCGAUUGCAGGUUGAAGACCAUGUGCAACUUGAGGCUGCGAGCCGCGCAGUUCAAGCUGUCAGACACAGAGGCUGAUCUCCCAGAUGGCCUGAAUAGGUGGAUGAGGUUAUGCUUCAGUGUGACACGGCAUGUGCCGAUGCCUCAGCCGGCUGAUUUGUGCGGAAGUUGUUGGCUCCUCAGAACGAUGGCAUCAGGAUGGCUUGCUCGAUUCCCGCGAGUGCAGCAGCGGAUCGACCAAAAUACCAAUCUUCAGCACCCCAGCCCCCGAGACCACCGAAUCCGCAACCGCCAGGGCAUGGGCCCGCACCCCCGGCUCCGGCUGCAGUCCUUCCGCCUCCUGCUGUGCCGUCGAGGCCUCUACCUGCAGCUCCGGGUCCUCCCAGCGCUCCGUGCCCUGGCGCCCCCGUACCUCCAGCAACACCGCUUCCUCCGGGCGGCGCCCGCCCGCCGCUGCCACCUGCAGGGCCUUCACUUCCAAGGGCCCCAGUCACAAGUCCAGCAGUUCCUUCAGCACCAGCACCUCCAACACUGGCUGCGCCACCUGCACCAACCCCGCCGAUGCCAGGAGCACCGAGAGCACCCAUCCCUCCUGCUGUCCCUGGUCACCCCGCACCUCCCUCCGCCUGCCCUUUGCCACCUUCAGGGCCUCGUGUCCCAACCCCCACUGUCGGGUCCCAUUGGUCAUCGCGACCUGGGACCGCACCCGCGGACCGUCAGGACCACCACCUCCGAGUCCCAGUUCCAGUCUAUUGUCCCGCCCAUCUGCACCUAUGUCGAUGGGCUGUCGGAAUGUUUCAAUUGGUGCUUUGCCGAGGUCCUUGGCGUCGAAAGCUUGGCAGUGGUUGGUGGCUUAGCUGUCGCCCUGGAUUGGCUGGCCACUGCCUUGCCAGCAGCACGGAAUGCUGGCGGAGCUAAGGGAGGCGGCUGCAAUUCCACAGCGGUGGUGGUACCGGACCGGCUGCAAGAAAGUGCGACAUUGAUUGACAGCCUGCUUGCAAGUGAUCACAGCAGGGACGAUGGAUUGCUGACAGAAGUUGAUUUCAUCAUUGCAGCUGCCUCGCUGCCCAGGGCUGUGCCGGAUGCUCUGGUGCUGGCCUCACUGGCUCCGGUUCUGUCAUCGGCGAAGGUAAGAUGGCGCGCGCUGCCAGCCGCUCAGGCACCCUGCUUGCUCCUUAUCAGAGAGGAAGAUCUUUCUGCAGCCAGUGUGGCGCUUGUUCGCGCUGGGCAUGCCAUCGGCCCGGCCGCCCGCGUGUGCCCUCCCAAACCUCAAGAGGACACUGCAGCAUCUGGCAAGAACGCUGAGCACGUGGGAGCUUGGACCCUAACUCGUCGAGAGGAGCCUGUGGGCAAGACCGUCGAGGAGCCGGAUGAAAAAGGUCCCUUGCGCUUGCAGGCUCCGUCUGGAGUCUACGUGGAGGUGCGGAUUCCCCAGGAGGGCGCAAAGGAGCAGGCCUCCUGUGCGGGGAUCCACUCCGUCGUCGAGGUCAGCGGAGGCCGCCAGAUGAGUGCACGGUGCGGCACCGUGUGGUUGACUUCCGGCCACCGACGGGGCGGGUUCUUUGCACACAGGCACGUUGCGGUCAUUCUGGUUAAGUUUGACAAGGAGGUCAUGGCUGCGGAGUUGAGUUAUCCUCGCGGCCGUUUCCGUGAUGAGUACAUAGAAGCCUGGUCUCGUAUUCAUUCGGGUCCGAUGGCAGCGUUGGAGUUGAUAUCUGAAGAGCCUUCUGUGGGACCUUCACGGACAGGUUACUGGAUUUUCUGCGGCAGCCGCUUCGGGCGUGUGAUUGGCCUGCCUGUUGGACAGGACCGUCGACAGGGCACCUGCUGCGGAUCUCUGGAGCAGCUGGAAGUAUGUUUGGGUGGCGCUUCUGCAAGGGAGGAGCUGCAUACACGCUACGAGGCUGUUUGGGGCGACAUCGAGCGACCAGGGAGGCUGCGAAUCCGCGAGGAGGUCUGGUCAAAGAGCAAGUCCGGCGAUUUGAUCUACGACCAGGCAACUGGCGUUGGUGGCACUCUCACCUUUGGUCCGAGCGAGGUGCUGCACUGCUUGCCGAACGGCGUCAAGCAGCGAUGGCGCAUCCGUGACUGGGGCUUCGAUCCCUUCCGACCCGGCGGACCGUUGCCUUCGCCGCCAGAGAUCCCAGUCUCCGCAGAAGAUUGUAUGAACUCCAAAGUCAGACAUCGCCUUCUGAGGCCCGGAGCAGAGGCCUGCAGACCACUUAGCGAGGUCGCGGGACAGUGCUGCAGUCUGCGCUGGGAGGCCCUUCAGUCUGACAACGAGGCAGAGCUGUGGUGCGACGUCUGA
Symbiodinium sp. CCMP2456 is the source of this 4671-nucleotide messenger RNA. NCBI's taxonomy places the organism in Eukaryota, Dinophyceae, Suessiales, Symbiodiniaceae. The record is from the annotation of a GenBank genome assembly.